CAUUUGAUAUUUCACUCUUUGCGUUGUGUGCUACAGCGUUCUGUUGACUUUAUUUUGUCCGAUUAAAUUAAUUUUUUUUUUCAGUUUUUAUUAAUUUUCUUGUUAGCCCCAUAAUACGAUGGAAUAUAUAAUACGAAUUUUAAUUUUACUUGUCAUCACAAUCUCCAGGAUAGUAUCAUCGAAUAACAAUGGUUUGAAUACAGGCAACCGACAAAAUAAUGGGAGACGCAGUGAUCGAUUUUGUCCACCAAUGGGAUACAAGGAAAAAUAUGAAGUAGCUUUUGUAGAUAAUGCGUUGCUGAUGUACGGAUGCGCCUAUCUGGAUCACGAUUGGCAACUGAGCGAUGUGCCAUUGUUUCAUUUGUGGCUUGAACGUCCCGAGGAACCAAGCAUCAUACCCAUGUAUUGCAGGAAUACAAGUAAUAUGAACCACUACAUUUUUGAUUGCUUGUCCAAUGAUGAUCCUAUAAUUGAGGAAGAGGUUUCCAAAGGCUUUCAUUAUAUGUCGCUAUUUGAAUAUACACAAAACACAUAUAGCCAGCAAAUCAAUAACAUAAACAAGCUAUCAUACAGAUGUGCAGUGUACGUCGUUGAUGAAUAUGAAAAUUAUGGGGUUGAAGUAAUCCGGAUGGCACUUAGCAAGGGAAAAGCAGAGCAUUUUAAUGUAAGACAGUGCGAAGAUCUAUCGAAUAUUCUGACAAAUAGAGAUCUAGUACCCGAGUCCGCGACGCAAGAAAAUUGGCCCGAAGGAGCUAUGUAUGUAUUUGUAAUGGGAGAUCUUCAGCCCAAAAGACGUAAAACUACAACUACCACAACUACUACAACUACUACAACAACUACAAGAAAACCACCCUUAACAUUUUUAGAAUUUUUAGCUAUGAUACCGGUGUCUACAAACAAUUUUCUAAAUCUGAUCACAGUGCUCGUCUAACCAUAACGACUUUAACACUAUACAUGGGAUAAUAUUAAUAAUAAUUUUUGUCACUUGAUUUUUUUUUUUUACUACAUGCAGAGUGUUAUGUUUUAUGUAUUCUGAUACCAUUGAUGUGAGUAUACAAGCAUACAAUAUUAUAAUACAUUAUUAUACAUUUAUAAUUUAGGCGUUAAAAAUAAAUGUAACUAUGAGAACUAAUAGAAUUAAGAUAUAAUUGACUUCUAUUGAAAUGGACUUCGAAUAGGGUACGAGAAAUAAGAAUUUUUUAUGAAAAUAUUCAAGUAUCUAAUG
Messenger RNA from Melanaphis sacchari, 1225 nucleotides. RefSeq lists its product as uncharacterized. The transcript is spliced from 5 exons. The record is from RefSeq and is a predicted model, not a curated record. Lineage: Eukaryota; Metazoa; Arthropoda; Insecta; Hemiptera; Aphididae. Bases 119 to 931 code for a protein of 270 amino acids.